AUGGCCGAACAGGCAAUUUGCAUAUAUGAUUUCAAAGCUGCGGAAGAUAACGAGCUCUCGGUCUACAAAAACGAAAUCGUGGAAAUUGUUAAUGCAAGCGAAAAUUGGUGGACAGUUCGCAACAAGUAUAAGCGGUCUGGGUUGGUUCCAGUGAACUAUCUUGCUGCACCUAUAACCGACGAUAAUACUGAGAUUGUAGCGAGGGGGAAAACUAAGAAAGCCCACCACGCAAAAAGUGAAAACGAAGUCUCGAUUGAGGCAGAUAAGCAGGUGGCCAUCUUGGACAAGCAGGACAACUACUGGUGGUUUGUUGGGUUUUGUGGCAAAACUGGAUAUAUUCCAAAACGCAUUGUACAAGAAUUUAAG
Messenger RNA from Paramuricea clavata, 366 nucleotides. The record is from the annotation of a GenBank genome assembly. Lineage: Eukaryota; Metazoa; Cnidaria; Anthozoa; Malacalcyonacea; Plexauridae.